Messenger RNA from Erinaceus europaeus (western European hedgehog), 831 nucleotides. RefSeq names its product calcium-binding protein 7. The coding region runs from base 2 to 649 and encodes 215 amino acids. NCBI's taxonomy places the organism in Eukaryota, Metazoa, Chordata, Mammalia, Eulipotyphla, Erinaceidae. Gene Ontology annotation, molecular function: calcium ion binding. The record is from RefSeq and is a predicted model, not a curated record. The transcript has 5 exons.
CAUGCCGUUCCACCCGGUGACAGCGGCAUUGAUGUACCGGGGCAUCUACACGGUGCCCAGUCUGCUGUCGGAGCAGCGCCCCGUGGACAUCCCGGAGGACGAGCUGGAGGAGAUCCGAGAGGCCUUCAAAGUCUUCGACCGGGACGGCAAUGGCUUCAUCUCCAAGCAGGAGCUGGGCACUGCCAUGCGCUCCCUGGGUUACAUGCCCAACGAGGUGGAGCUGGAGGUCAUCAUCCAGCGGCUGGACAUGGACGGGGACGGCCAAGUGGACUUUGAGGAGUUCGUGACUCUCCUGGGACCCAAGCUCUCCACCUCGGGGAUCCCGGAGAGGUUCCACGGCACCGACUUCGACACGGUCUUCUGGAAGUGUGACAUGCAGAAGCUGACAGUGGACGAACUGAAGCGUCUGCUCUACGACACCUUCUGCGAGCACCUGUCCAUGAAGGACAUCGAGAACAUCAUCAUGACGGAGGAGGAGAGCCACCUGGGCACGGCGGAGGAGUGCCCCGUGGACGUGGAGACCUGCUCCAACCAGCAGAUCCGCCAGACGUGCGUGCGCAAGAGCCUCAUCUGCGCCUUCGCCAUCGCCUUUGUCAUCAGCGUCAUGCUCAUCGCGGCCAACCAGGUGCUGCGCAGCGGCAUGAAGUAGCCGGGUGUGGGGGUGGCCUGUGCCCGGGCUCCCCACUGCCCCCGCCUCCGCCCCAGAGAUUCCCACCCCGCAGCCCUGGCCUUGCAUGGAGCCUCGGCCGCCUAUGGAGGGCCCCCCGCCUGCGCCCUCCCGCUGGCCUAGAUGUAGCGCCCUCCCCGUCGGGCCCUGAGGCAUCAGAGGGG